Messenger RNA from Penicillium salamii, 2370 nucleotides. The record is from the annotation of a GenBank genome assembly. Lineage: Eukaryota; Fungi; Ascomycota; Eurotiomycetes; Eurotiales; Aspergillaceae.
AUGGCCGACCUUUUAGAAUCGGAUCCAAACUCUGGGGUUCAGUCAUCAGAAGAGGAUCAAGAUGUCCCGGUGGAGACCCUGGUCAGCGGGCGGGCGAAAAGAAGCACCGCAGGACGGCACAUGUCUGCCCUCCUUGAGGCUGCAGCAGAUGACGACCUAGCACUUCUCUUCGAGGAAGUUGAAGACGAUAACGAGUUCGCGGAUCUUGUCGACCCCGACGCUGAGGACGACGUGGCCCUCGAAUCAUCGGACGAUGAAGACGACCAAGGGCCGAACGCGCAAAACGACUACGAAGGCGAGCAGCAAUUACAAAAGGAGGAGCGCAAGAAGCGCAAAACACAAAACGACCUUAGAUUCCAAACCCUGCGCAAACGAGUCAAGAUUGAUCCGACCGCCGUCUCGUCCAUGGCUGCCGUGCCUCGCGCGAAGAAGAAAUCAGAGCGGAUCUCGUGGAUUCCCACCGUGGAGGAUGGGCCUACUCGCCAGUCAUCGCGUCGGCAAACGAUGGUCAAUAAGGAGCUCACGCAUGCUCGUUUGAAGGACAGCCAGGAGAAACGAGUGCGCAUCAUCGCGACCAUGAAGGAGGCAGAAAAACGGAAAGCACAUUUGAAGCCCAAGGAGAUGACACAGGAAGAUCACCUCGCGGAAGCUGCCAGGAUUGAACGGCUCAACAGCAAGAGUCUCAACCGCUGGGAGCUAUCUGAAAAAAGAAAGGCGGACGAACGACGAGCCAGGAUCGAAGCACUCCAAAACCGCCGUCUCGAUGGUCCAGUCAUAUCCUACUGGAGUGGCAUGGCUACUUUCACUAAUGGACGUCUGACGCGAGUGGGCACAGUCGACAUCAAACCCAAACCCGACAAAGAAGAGGCACGGAAAAAGAAGAAGGAGAAGGAAGAUAAAGAGAAGGCGGCGGCAGAGCUACGUGCAUUGCAGUCUGCUGCUCCUAUCGCCGAGAACAAUGGAUUGCCCCCGGUCGCUGGUCCUUCUUCCACCACUCUCACGAAUACACCACAGCAGUUGCCUGGUCCCGUUCCAGUUGGGGUUGCUGCUGCCCCAGACUCGUCAGCUCCACCUCUUCCUGGACCCCCGACAGAUCAAGAGCCACCCGAGAGAACCGCUCUAUCCGAAAAUGCUACAGCCCCAGUUCAAGGGGCACUCGACACUGCCAAUACCCCUGUGGCCUCCGAGGAGGUGAAAACCAGUCAGCCAGAUACGAAGGUUUCCGAACCGACGCAAUCCGCGGUGGUGCCGAAUUCCGACCAAGAAAAGAGCAAUCGUGUAGAGCAGCCCCCAGUGCAACAAAAUGCACCAGACCUUCCCUCGGGGCAAGAUAAGGACUCUGCGAAACAAGUAUCCUCGGAGGCAGCACCUGUACCACCGCCAGCAGCAAUCAAACCCAAACGCCAAUCAUUUGCAGUGGAGGUUACUGUACCCCGCCAUUUAUCCCAAUCUAACAACAUUUCUGCACGCGAGUCACCCGGACCAUCUUUAAUAAAGACUAACGAUGAAAUGGAGAUUGAUCCCCCCGCAUCGGCUGCCGCGGUUACAGAGGGUCCGGGGGUCCAGCAAUCUACGAGCAAGUCAGAGUCGGCCACACUCAAUCCUGCCGGGGCCCAAUCUAUUGCGGCAGAAACACCGCAAACAAGUGCUGAAACGACUGUACCUUCAAGAUCGCUGGACGAAUCUCAGCCUAUUGAAUCGGUCACGUCUAUCAGCCCUGUAGUGGCACUGGCCCCUCAUGCCGCGCCGGCCGCCGUGGUACCUACUCAAGCCACGGUGCCCGAAAGCGCCCUCCCUCCGAGCCUAAACCAACCAUCCACCUUGCAGGCCGGAUCACAUCCUCCAAAUGUGAAGAUCGAACCACCUGCGCCGGAAGUACCUCCACCACCUCCGGUGGUCGAGACUAUGGGGCGCACCGUCACGAUUUUGGAAAACUUCGACUAUGCGACGGCGCAAAAGUCCAAGUACAGCAUGUACUUCAAUGCCAAAAAGCCACCCCGGCUGACUAAAAUCUCGUCAUCACUUUGCGUCAUUACCUCAUUGCCUUCGCGGUACCGCGAUCCAGACACCGGUCUCCCAUACGCCAACUCCUACGCCUAUGGGCAAAUCCGCCGUCUCAUCACCGAAGGGUAUAUCUGGAGUGCGAUGCUGGGAUGUUUCGUGGGCCCGGCCGAGGCAGCCCGUGGAGUCCCUGAGCGAUUUUCAUUUGCCAGUAAGAUGGGCCCUAGCAGGGUUCUCCUCGACCGUGGCCUGGACGAGCCGAUUCCAGAACUUCCCAAGGCACCCGCUGAGAUUCCAUCGACCCCUACCCCGGCGACUAAACCGCCUCAAGCGCCUCCAUCAGCGCCGGAGCCAAUGAAGAUCGAUUAA